UCCUCGGUCCUCGACCCACGGCAACUGAGGUCGAAGGUGACGGAUCCAAGUGAAGUGAUGUGCCUCUAGCUGAUCAUGUGUCAAGUGUGUGUAACUAUCAGUGACCAACGGCCCGGACCCGCGCGACCGUAGCGCCAUGUGGAAAACCUUCCCGGUUGUACUCGGUCUCAUCGUCUUAGGCGGUGGGGCCUCAUUCAACUCCCAAAAGGAACUGCUGGAGUGUGCAAGCCAGAUCCUGUACAUGGACCAGCACUCAUACCAAAUUCCAACAAACUACAACAGAAACAUUCCACCCGGCAAAAACACUACUGUGUACAUAGGAGUUAAUGUGAAUAGAGUGUCUGGAGUAGACGAGAACAGAGAGGAAAUAACCUUGGACGUGUUCCUUCAAGCGUCAUGGGAGGACAUGCGCCUGCACGUGCCUCCCGGGAUGAACCUCAUUGACCUCCCGUGGGAAUUCCGGCAGCUGAUCUGGACCCCCGACCUGUACAUCUACCAGCUGCAGUCCAUGAAGAUCCUCUCGGUCUUCAACGACAUGGCCUCUCUGAGACUGUAUUCCAAUGGCACCGUCUCAGUCAGUAUUGGGGCAACUAUUACAAUAAAAUGCGAGAUGGAUUUUGUUCUGUAUCCACUAGAUGUACAGAACUGCGCCAUUGAUUUCAGUAGUUAUAAGUACACAACAGAAGACAUCAGAUUCGAGUGGCGAGACGUGGCGGCGUGGCGGGGGCUCGCCUCCGGCCCGGGGCAGCGCAGCGAGUUCCGACUCCCCAAAUACGUUGUCACCUUCGUCACGGACAAAAGUAAUCAUAUUCGCACUUAUGGUGAAGGCGAUCACUCUGCCGCCCGUCUCCAAAUCAAGCUGUCCAGAGAGCUGAGGAGUUACCUUCUCGAGAGCUACUUACCCUCGACGUUAUUCGUCAUCAUCUCGUGGGGCAGCUUCUGCGUGAUCCCGGAGAUAGUGCCCGGGCGGAUGGUGUUGUUGGUCACCACUCUGCUGUCUCUUGUCACCAUGUUUGAUACAGUCAGCACAAAUUCGCCCGACGCCCUCGAGCUGAAAUGCAUCGAAGUGUGGCUGAUAUGGUGCACCAUCUUCGUGUUUCUCGCGCUCAUGGAGUACUUCGUGGUUUUAUUCGGGAUCCGGUACGACAAGAGUUGGUGCCAGCGGCGGCAGGACUUGCGCAGAGCAGCGUCUGCCGUACAACUCGCCCCUCAGUUGACCAAUCACGCACAGAGAUUAAGUACGCCAGUGACAGGGACGCCACAGGGAGCAGUGUUCACCCCGCAGCUGAGCGUCGAAGACGAAGGCCUCAAGCAACAGUUCUCUCAUCAAACUAUACAGAGGGACUCACCAAUGCUAGAAGCCAUGGCGAUGCAGUCUCCUGCGACGCCGACCAACACGCGGGCGCGCAUCGCGUCGCUCAUAGAACGCGCCAUCAUGUUCUGUGGCGCCCAACAUGGCUCCCUCGACAGAUUCGCGCUCAUGCUAUUCCCCAUGAGCUUCCUACUCUUCAACAUCAUUUACUGGACAGCAUACCUCUAUGAGGCCCACCAAAGAAAUAAUAAGUGAAGUGUUAAGUAUCACGAUACGAAAUGUGAUCAUUGUGCCUGCAAAGACUUUAUUGUGUUAGAUGUUAUAUUAGAAGAAUUGCUAGUCGAUUUACAAAUCCUGUUUGAACAAUGAUUAAUUUAUAAACAUAGUUUUACUAUUUUAUAUUUAAAAUCGGGAGUUUACGGAGUGUACCAUAUUCCUAUUUGGUAUGUUUAUAGUAAAGACGAUCAAAUAAAAUACCUUGUGACGAAAAUUGACAAAUAUAUCUUGUUUGGUGAUGGCAGCUUGGACCAAAAUUAAUGAAGAUGUAAGAAAUAAAUGAUAUGCUCGUCCUAUUCACAUAUAAAAUGGAUGACAUGAUAUUACAUAGUGGCACAGCUGACAUUCGCCUUUUUUAAGUGGGUAGGUGAGUUCACAAUCGGUUACUUGAACUAAGACUCUGCUUGUUAUUUUAAUGCAAUUUAGGAAAUAACAGGGUAGGCACUAUCUAUUUAUAACUAUAGAAAAUACAUAACUCUGUCGAUAAAAAACCGCUGACCAACUAAAAUGGCUAUCCAAUAAUUAUAUAGAAUAGCCAUGACCAAUCAUUUUAACUCGAGUAUUCAAAAUGGUAUUAUGAACGGAUCCAUUAUUUUUCUUAUGUGUCAGGCGAACAUACACUUUCUCGCUGGUCUGAAGACCAAAAAAAUUAACUAUGAUGAUGGUACAAUAAAUAAAUAUAAAAUAGAUAUUCCUUGAAUAAUAAUUAAAUAUUGUUUUCUAGAUUA
Molecule: messenger RNA, 2316 nt
Organism: Amyelois transitella
Lineage: Eukaryota; Metazoa; Arthropoda; Insecta; Lepidoptera; Pyralidae
Product: glycine receptor subunit alpha-2
Exons: 10
Coding region: 137-1567 (476 amino acids)
Biological process (GO): regulation of membrane potential; nervous system process; monoatomic ion transmembrane transport
Cellular component (GO): synapse; membrane; neuron projection
Molecular function (GO): transmembrane signaling receptor activity; neurotransmitter receptor activity; extracellular ligand-gated monoatomic ion channel activity
Source: RefSeq, a predicted model, not a curated record